CCACGCCAGAAACCGCGUAACGAUUACUGCGGCCGUCUUGAAGUCGUCCCAAGCAACCAUCAACCUGCGCACGUACCUCGGCCAGUUCCAGCCUUCCUGCCAGUCCAUACCAUGAGUCUGUUCUUCUGGAAGAAGGACGUGUCUCGCUUGACCAAGUCGCUCCAUCAUCUGCUGCACGAGGUCGCGCCAGCUUUGCCCGACGAAAGGGAUGACUUGGACGACAACGACGCGCUGCUCGCAGACACGGCCACCCCGCCGCUGUCUCCUCGUGACGACCCUUCUUCCAUGUUGAAUGGUGCUGUGAGCGAAGUCGACGUGCUUGACGUAGAUGCCACCGGUCGCGUCGAACGCCUCCUCAUGAAGAUCCGACUCGUGGUAUGCGGCACGCCGGACGUGCCCAUCCAAACCGACGAGUGCGUCCAAGUGGUGGACAUGCUGCUUCGGUACCACGUCAUGGAGCGGCUCGUGCAUCCCGACCUGCUCGUCCAAAUCUCGUUUGAAGCGCAGAAAUCAGUCGGUGCGAUCAUCAAGGCCAUGGUGCAUCAACACCCGGCGGCGAUCCGUCCGAUCGUGUGCCAAGUGUCGUUCCUGGGUCGGCUGUGUCUAGGGUAUGCAUGUCCCGCGACCGAAGUUGUGCUCGUCUGCGGCGCCAUGCUGCGCGACUGCCUGGACACGUUUGACGACGCGAUCUCGUUGUUUCUGUCCAAGAUGCCGGCCGAGUUCGACGUGCUCGUGACCGUCGCGUGCACCCACGCGCACUUCGACAUCUCGUCCGACGCGCUCACCAACAUCAGCUGCCUGCUCACGCACCACACCCCCGAGCUCGACGCCGAAAGCGACCGCGUCUUUACCCAGUACCAGCGUCUCUUGGCGUCGGCCAACUACGCGACCCAGCGCCAUGCGCUUCAGAUUCUGUCCAAAGUGCUGUUAGAUCCAAGGAAUGGCCCCGCCAUGAUGCGGUACAUCUCGGACAAGCACCACCUGAAAGUUGUGAUGCAACUUCUGCGCGAACAAAGCGAUGCGUUGCGCCUCGAUGCCUUCCACGUGUUCAAGAUCUUUGUUGCCAACCCGUCGAAACAUGACGACAUUGUAUCGCUGCUGCUGCGGAAUCGAGACAAGUUGCUCAAGUUUGUGGUCGAGUUUGGCAACGACCACAGCAACGCGUACCCGUCCCUGGCGUCCGAGAUCCGCCUGCUGGUGUUUACAUUGGAGAAACUGGUGGAACCAGCAACUACUAAUCCACCUUUGCCUACCAAUAGCACAGCAACGACGGCAGCAACGACAGACGACGACGAAGUACCUCUGCACCCACCCACCCCAUCACAAAUCGUAGUCCUAGACACCUAACUUAAAAAUCUAUCCACACACCCAUACUUCCAUC
Aphanomyces astaci is the source of this 1381-nucleotide messenger RNA. RefSeq lists its product as hypothetical. Gene Ontology annotation, biological process: intracellular signal transduction. The record is from RefSeq and is a predicted model, not a curated record. The transcript has a single exon. NCBI's taxonomy places the organism in Eukaryota, Oomycota, Saprolegniomycetes, Saprolegniales, Verrucalvaceae. Gene Ontology annotation, molecular function: protein serine/threonine kinase activator activity. Bases 112 to 1347 code for a protein of 411 amino acids.